Molecule: messenger RNA, 2280 nt
Organism: Schizosaccharomyces cryophilus OY26
Lineage: Eukaryota; Fungi; Ascomycota; Schizosaccharomycetes; Schizosaccharomycetales; Schizosaccharomycetaceae
Product: ubiquitin family
Exons: 1
Coding region: 1379-2173 (264 amino acids)
Cellular component (GO): nucleus
Source: RefSeq, a predicted model, not a curated record
GCGUGGUGUUGAGCUAGUAGGACAAAGGAGUCCUAUGUACUGCCACCACCACCAGCUCUGAAAAGUCAUGCACGCAAAGUUCAAAAUUGGAGCGCUAAAGUCACCACCAAAUCAUGCGGCAAAGAAAACAAGUAAAAAUAAGUAAAAAAAAAAAAGUUCACUUUAAGGAAAUAAGAGGAACGAAUUCGUGUUAAAAAGAAACUAUGUUUAUCGUCUUUUUAAACGGGAUUCAGUUUCUAUAGACAAUAAAAACUGAUAUUUUUCAGUUCAUGGAUAUUCAGUUUUUGGUGGUGAGUUUUGCAUUGGUAUAGGCAUGUAAACAAUCAAGAAAAGCAGGUAAAGCAAAGUCGAAUGAGUGUUUUAAAGUCUUUUUUUCAUUCUUUUUUGUUUGUUAAAUAAAGAAUCUGGAGCUUUGAAGAUUGGAUCCGAUCUGAGAGGUAGAAUGUCACGUAGAUGCAUUAAAUCCUAAAUAGGUAGAAGGAGGAAUCACAGAAUAAGCGACCGUCCGCAAUUGAGUAAGAAGUUAUGAUGAAGACGUUCCUUUACAUACAUUGGUAAAGGGUUCAGUUACUGUUGUCUGCAUGAAGUUUAAUAAUGGAGUAUGUGAUCGCUGCUAAUCGAGAUGCUACAUGAAUAGCUCUAUGUUGUGAAAACCAGGGUUUUAUGAAGAAAAAAAGAAAAAAGAGGACUGAAUAUAUUAUGGUUCCAUGAUCUUUUCGAGUUGCGAUUUUUUUUAAGGCCAAUUUUUCUCGGUUAAAAGUUUUGGAAAACCAGCUAAAUUGGAUAGAAAUUUUUGAAAUGGAAAAGAUAUAAAAAAAGAAGUAAAUUAUGAAAUUGACUGAAUUUGGUUUCAAAGCUAUCCUAAGGAAUGAAUGUUUGAUAUGACUUUGCACAGAAAGAUUUCUUCUACAGUUGCUAAAGACAAGCUGGUGAACAAAAGAACAAAGGUUAACAAAUAAAGAAGCCAGUUUUUACUUUUUAUCCUUAGAAAAGUCAAUUUGCUCUCCGUUGUCUGGUUCCUCAUUGUAUACAAGUCCAAAAUAGCUCCGUUUCGAGUUGCCCGACCAACUACUCCUUUCAUGAAGUAUAGUUUAUUUCAAUUCCUUGUAUGUGAAUCUGCGCGACUUUAUAAACAUUAGAAAAAAACCUGCUUUUUCCUUUUUUUGAUCGACAAGGUGUACCUGAGCCAGAAAAUUUUUCCUGGUCGCUAUUUUAUUAUCUUUCGUGUAUCUUUCUUUAUUAUUUUUAUUUAUUUUUAUCAUGGAUUGAUUCUACGGAGCAUGAAGGCAAGCUUUGAUUUAGCCACUACCUAUAUAUAGGAGCCUAGAUAUACUGGUCUCCUUUACCAAACUCUGCAACGCUGGCCAAUUCUGGGAACAUGGAACGAAAGACGGUGUUUUUUAAUGGAUUUCCGUCCAAAGAGACCGUUCAGGUUCAAAUGAAUGCUUCUGCGACCCUGAAACAAGCAUUGGGUCAAGCUUUUGGAAAGCAAGCCGAUCGUCUGCUGAAUUCACUAUACUUGACAUAUGAGGGCCGAAUUGUAUGCCCAUCCACUUCGAUAUGUGGUUUGGAAAAGAACGCAUUGAAUAAAGACGUAAAUCUCUGGCUUUGUGGACGAGUUUUGGGUGGCAAAGGUGGUUUUGGCAGUCAGCUACGAGCUGCCGGUGGUCGUAUGUCAAAAAAGCGUAAUGAAGAAGAAAACCAAGAUUCCUGUAGGGAUUUAGAUGGAAAUCGUCUUGGUACUGUUCGUCAAGCGAAGGAAUUAUCUGAAUUUCUAGCCAAGAAACCCGCAGAAACUCGAGCUAAAAAGGAAGAGAAAAAACAGAAAUUAAAGAAGCUUCUUUCUACUGAGCAAAAUGUAUCUAGAUUUGACGACCACGAAUUUCUAGAAGAUAUAGAGAAAUCUGUAUCUGAAACCCGCAAUGCUUUCCAAUCUUCUUUGGCUCAUCGUCGUGGGUCUUCCUCGGCCGCUUCCUUUUCUUCUUCAGAACAAAGCUCUUCAAAUGAGAACGAAUCUUCAUCUUCCAACAAAGGUAAGGAGUCCAUAAAAGAGGGCGUCCAAUCUCACGAUCCAUGGCUUCAACGUAUGGAAGCGACUGUUUCGGAUGGUGACGAUGACGAUGAAGAUGAACAAGCCAAAGUACUAGAUGGUUGGGACGAUGGAUUUGCAUAACUAAGUUAAUGUUUUACGAGAUAUGAAAUUGGGACUAUUGUGUUGGAUAAAAGACGAUAAUAGAUACAAAUUAAUAGAGCAAGUUCUUGAAUGAAUUUGAAACUUCA